AUGGCUUUCUUUUUCGUAGUUCUGCUGCUGGCAGCCUGCUCCAACAUCACAACGGCUGGCCCGGUCCCAAAACUUCAUCAAAGACAGCUCUUUGCGAGCUUUUCAAACACUUCUUCGACAGUUGCUCCCGCAACUGAUGUGCAAGCGGAUACUGCAAUCGUGAUAGAGCCGAUUAAGCCAACAGUUUUCACAUCGAUAGCACCAGCCGUCACAUUUGUCAAUCCUGGUGGAAAGCCACUUGCUACUCUAGACCCACGGACUUUCUUAUCCACUUCCUUUAUUACGCCGUCACCUGCACCAACAACGCAGAAGAGCACAAGCGCACUUCUUACAUCAACCCCUGAACCGAAACCUGUGGAGAGCUAUGUGACACCUUCUUCCUCGGCCGUAGUAUCUGCAGCCCCCUCGAGCACGGUAGCAGUAGCAGACAAUAGCACAACAAACCAGUCGAGUAAAAAGGUGCCCGUGUUCACCUACUCGCCCGCAGAAGAUGAGACCUCCAAGGCCCCUGCUUCUCCCACGGUGUCUCUAACCAGUGCAACCCCAGCACCCACAUCUGGCGGACUAUCUGGCUUCCAACAUCCUGGCUCAGCAUCUAGGAGCCCACAAGCAGCUAAUACUACUACCAGCGUAAUCACUGCGAGUACCCCAUCUCCUGUCAUACAGGCUCCAUCAUCUGCAAGCUUUGACAGCUCCCCUAUAAUAAUUUCUACCUCGAGUACGUCGCCUGUAGUGGCCCUCCCUUCAGCUUCACAGACUGUGGACAUAGCAUCGCGUGUUGUUGUGACACAGUAUACAACCGUCUACGCAACACCCUCAGCAUCCGAGGCUCAGGAGUCUCCUUCUCUGGCUUCGUCGACUUUGGACAUGGCUAGUGUGUCUGCUUCAUCUAGCUCAUCUGAGAUGUCGCCAUCGGCAUCACUACAAAUUCCUCCCGUGAUAAUCGUCACAUCGUUCACUACAGUUAUGCCAUCGCCAACACCAGAAGUGCCCGCUGCAUCUGCAGCUCCCGCACCAGUUUGCUUCAGAGCCAACGCCACCUGCAGCCCCAUCUUCGGCGUCCGCAACCCUCGAACCCACAUCAACACCUCCCGUGGCACCCUCGUCUACUGCACUAGCCACGACAACACCGACACCCGAGAGUUCCAUGCAAGUCGCCCCAUCUUCACCGAUGCCACCCCCACCAACCGUCUCCGCACAACCUUCCUCUUCCAUAUCGUCACCACCUCCUGCACCGGGUUAUUCCGCCCAGCCCUCAGCAUCCAUGGCACCACCCCCAGCCCCCUCAUCUUCGGCGUUGGCGUCGGCAUCGACAACACCCCAACCUCCCCAAUCACCAGCCCCCUCAUCUUCAGCAUCAGCGUCAACAACACCCCAACCACCCCCAUCACCAGCCUCUACGAGUAUCUCUUCAACCCCAACCCCAUCGCCAACCCCUUCUUCAUCAUCGAUGACAUCGGAAGGCCCGCUGAUUAUUACGCCGAUACCGCCUAG
Pyrenophora tritici-repentis Pt-1C-BFP is the source of this 1494-nucleotide messenger RNA. The record is from RefSeq and is a predicted model, not a curated record. NCBI's taxonomy places the organism in Eukaryota, Fungi, Ascomycota, Dothideomycetes, Pleosporales, Pleosporaceae.